AUGAACUUCCAAAAUGUAAAUCCUUUAAAUGUGCGAAUAAACAUGCUCUCCGGUAAUUUGUUUCCGAUGACUACAGAUAACGCACGGUUCCCCAUAGGCUGGAAGAUUUACAGCGCUGUCAUAUGGUUGUUGACCUCCGUCAUAAUCGUCGCGUUUCUCUUCGGGUUCAUGAUCGUGUCUAAGACAAAGGCUAUAAGCGACGGCAUGAUCGGCACCGUGUUCGUCGUGGAGGUGUUCUUCAUGGUCGCGCACAUUCACACGCACCGAGACCUGGUCGUGCAGUUGAUCCGGAGUAUGAACGGCAUACUUCGCGUGCAGGACGAGAUUAUGAGACACGUCGUGAUGUCGUCUCUGAAACUCAUGCACUCCCCGUUCAAGUUUUACUGGAUGUCCGGUGUAACUACCGUGAUAAUUUGGAUCACCAUGCCGCUCACGGCGAUCUUCAGGAAGAGUUCCUUCGUCUACGAGAAUUACAGAUUACCGUUCGCCAUCUCCAAGCAGCCGUUCUCGAUGGAAAUUUUCCUCGCAGGAAGUCUAUUGUUGGUACUCUGCAGCGUAUACGUAAUUAUAAAAAAGGCCGCCGUAGACAUCUAUAUGUUGAACUUUGUGAUGUUGAUGACAGCGCAAUAUCGCUACGUCGCUAUAAAACUUGAGAGAGUAUUUCAAGAAAAUUCGUGGGACGAACAUAAUUCUCUAAAGGAAAAUUAUCUUAGGACAGAUUUAUGGGCAAAAACGGAGAUAAAGGCGAUAUGUCGGCAUUACACUAUUGUGAUUCAGUAA
Molecule: messenger RNA, 780 nt
Organism: Wasmannia auropunctata (little fire ant)
Lineage: Eukaryota; Metazoa; Arthropoda; Insecta; Hymenoptera; Formicidae
Exons: 1
Coding region: 1-780 (259 amino acids)
Source: RefSeq, a predicted model, not a curated record